Molecule: messenger RNA, 1956 nt
Organism: Porites evermanni
Lineage: Eukaryota; Metazoa; Cnidaria; Anthozoa; Scleractinia; Poritidae
Source: the annotation of a GenBank genome assembly
AUGGACUUGAAAACAUUUCUCCAAAGCAACGUUGCCUUACCACCUCGUCCUAGGAGGAGACGACACAGUAUCGCUGACCUUCGUUUCGUGUAUAAUCUUCAUGAUAUUCCAGAAAGACCAGAGGAGGAGGAGGAGGUUGAAAAAGAACCGCGACGACGCUCAACGGGAAGUUGUGCAAAGAAUGAAAGGGAUAGAUCGGCUAGCGAGCCGCCCGAUAAUCGUUCACCCAAAGACUGCGAUAGCGCGGUUAUUAAUAUCCCUGGGAAUCCAUCCACUGAUUUUUCUGUAAGUCCAUCUGAGCUCACCAAGAACACAUCAAGAGAGGCGAAUGAAAUCGCAGCCUUUCCAUCUGGGGAUGAGGACAGAGGAGCAGCAUUUCAACGAUGCUAUAAGCGAUCUUCUAGUGUAGACGAAGAUGUUGUAAAAGAAGCUGUGUCUACCUACGUUCUUUCAUACACAGACGAAGAUGGUAACGUAAUAAGUGCUGAUGAAGUCUCUCCAUCAAACACAGGGUCAUCUUCUCCCAGCGAUGAAGAUUUAGGCAUGUCUGAGAUGUUAAGGAAAGUCGAGGCCCAAUCCCCAAUGACUCGAUCCAGACGAGGUAGUGCCAUAGACCAGGAUGUUGUUGAACGAAUCACUUGCCUGACACCUAUAGUAGAGUCUAGCCGCUCCAGCAGUUUGGCAAGCGUGGUGGCCAAUGUGAAUGGUCGUGAAAAUUCACCAGAGAACUGCAAUAAAAAUGAAAGAGCUAUUCUAGGAUCGAGCAAUAUAUCCCAAAAAAAUUUUGAUAAAAAUCAGGAAAUGCUCGAGAGGAUUAUCAAAUCUCCUAAUUUAACGAGAAGAGGAUCUAUUAGCGAAGUCCUUAACUCAUUGUCGGCUCAGGCUGAACUCGGCAGUGAUCCCGCGAGACAGAAUACCAAAGAGAAUGGCUGUGAAAAUUCAACAGGGGACUGUAAUAAAAAUGAGGGAGCUUUUCAGGGAUCGAACAGCACGUCUCCAAAAGUAUCUGAUAAAAAUCAGGAAAUACUCGAGAGGAUUAUCAAAUCUCCUAAUUUAACGAGAAGAGGAUCUUUAAGCGAAGUCCUUUGCUCAUUGUCACCACAGUUUGACCUCAGUAGCGAUCCCGCAAGACAGAAUACCAGAAAGGGCCCCUCUUCCCAUUUCGAGAACGAUUCGAACUUCAGGGCACAAAACGAUAAACCUGAGAAGCUCAUAAAUCCUCUGUCAAAAGGCAGCAAUGUAAUGCUUUCCCAACAGUCACCUGAACAGAAAAAAGGUCCUUGGAGUCCACUCUCUCCACUAAAAGUUAAUGCUGAGUAUUAUCAACAAUCAAAACUUCAGGAAAAAUGCGAUGUUAGUGGCACUUCACCCAAAGGUGUCGACAAACAGAAGGUCAUAUUGUCCAUGCCUGAAAAUGGAGCCGAAUGCGACCUCCCUAACAAAGACAAAGACAGUCUGCUUGGAAGGAUAAUUAAAAGUCCAUGUCUUACCAGGAGAGGCUCUAUCGGAAAUGUCCUUAACGUCUUGUCUCCAAGUCCAAUGAGAAAGUGUCCAUCGCCUUCACCCUUUAUAACCAAACGCAAUGCUGAAGAUGUUUGUUCGGACUCUACGAAGGCUCAAGAUGUGAAACAAUCGUCUGGUACACCCAAACCGAAAGGGCUAUUGGCAAUCGUUCAGAAACACGUGCUGAACCACACCCAGAAGAUACAGCGAAAAAGGCGAAAUUCCAUUGCUUCCACAUCACCUCACACGGGAGCUUUAGAAAUCUCUUUAAGAGAUUCUUUUGACACUGAGAUGAACUAUUCUACCGUAAAGUCGACUUUAUCAGCAUCUCAAAACAAUUCUAAACAGUUUUCGAACCAAAUCAGUAACAGCAAGAGUAGCAGCACUUACAAGCAACAAAAUGGGCAGCUAAGAACAUCGAUCGCUAGCCAAAAGGACAUAAAACAAAUAAUC